This is a messenger RNA of Artibeus jamaicensis (Jamaican fruit-eating bat), 3402 nucleotides long. RefSeq names its product leucine zipper tumor suppressor 2 (gene LZTS2). The record is from RefSeq and is a predicted model, not a curated record. Gene Ontology annotation, biological process: negative regulation of canonical Wnt signaling pathway; cell division. Lineage: Eukaryota; Metazoa; Chordata; Mammalia; Chiroptera; Phyllostomidae. The coding region runs from base 474 to 2783 and encodes 769 amino acids. The transcript has 6 exons.
CGGCUGGGGGCGCCGUGGAGGCGGGGCCGGGUCGGGCCUGGCGGCUCCAAGUGGCCCUGCGCGGGCUGAAGCCGGGCAGCUUGCCGGUGAAGCGCUGGGGGGCGGCCCAGGGCUGAGCAUGGAGCAGAGCGGUGGAGGCUUCAGGAGCGGGAGUCGGGCUGGCCAGGCCUGGCUUUCCAGACGCCUGGCUCUGGCUCCAGUUCCCUGGGUGUCUGGUUCACAGGGCCAGCUGAUGUCUCUUCUGGAUUCAGGGGCCCCUGGCUUCAUGUGGUUCCAGGCCCUGGGCUCACUGGGUCUGCCUUGUCUACCUGACACCCUGGGGCCUCUGAGUCUUUGUCUCUUGGGUCCCUGUCUCUCUGAGUCUGUCUCCUCCCCUUAGUUUUCACUUUCUCUGUGCUCGCUGAAGUGGGGAAAUGCAGACAGAAGUGCCAGCCCCCACUACCCCCUAAGAAACCCCUUCCUCACUUUCUUUCAUGCUCAUGGUCUUAGAGAGGGCAGAGGAAGGGAUGUUCCCUCCACUUUGCUCAGGGCUGGCACUUGUGUGGUGGACACUGCUCACCCCACCCCGACUCCCAGCGCCUCCUCCCUCUGUCUGGACAUCUUCCUGCAUCUCAGGGUUUUCUGACGUGAGUGGGGCGGUAGGGGUGGGCUUGUGGAACUCAAGCAAGAAAGAAGGGGAGCAGAUCAGGCAAAGGAGUCAGACAACGUCUCUCCUCUCCCACGCUCCGGUUCCCCUGGAGGCCCCCGGCCAGGCCAGAGCUUCUGCCACUAUGGCCAUUGUGCAGACUCUGCCAGUGCCACUGGAACCCGCUCCUGAGACCGCCACUACCGCACAAGCUCCAGCCAUGGGCAGUGUGAGCAGCCUCAUCUCAGGCCGGCCCUGCCCGGGGGGGCCGGUUCCUUCCCGCCACCAUGGCCCCCCUGGGCCCGCCUUCUUCCGCCAGCAGGACGGGCUGCUGCGGGGUGGCUACGAAGCACAGGAGCCACUGUGCCCAGCUGUGCCCCCCAGGAAGACGGUUCCUGGCACCACCUUCACCUACACCAACGAGGACUUCCGGGCAGAGUCGCCCUCCAGCCCCAGCAGCGACAUUGAGGAUAUGCGGGAGCAACGAGCACGAAAUGCCCACCUCCGUGGCCCCCCACCGAAACUCAUCCCUGUCUCUGGAAAGCUGGAGAAGAACAUGGAGAAAAUCCUGAUCCGCCCAACGGCCUUCAAGCCAGUGCUGCCCAAACCUCGAGGGGCACCGUCUCUCCCCAGCUUCCUGGGUCCUCGGGCCGCCGGACUGUCUGGGAGCCAGGGCAGCCUAACGCAGCUGUUUGGGGGCCCUGCCUCUUCCUCCUCUUCCUCCUCCUCCUCAGCUGCCGACAAACCUUUGGCACUGAGUGGCUGGGCCAGUGGCUGCCCAUCGGGGACGCUGUCCGACUCCGGCCGAAACUCACUGUCCAGCCUGCCCACUUACAGCACUGGGGGUGCCGAGCCGGCUACCAACUCCCCAGGUGGGCACCUGCCCUCCCAUGGCCCUGGGCGGGGGGCACUGCCGGGGCCAGCCCGAGGAGCCCCUACUGGGCCCUCCCACUCGGACAGUGGCCGGUCUUCCUCCAGCAAGAGCACAGGCUCCCUGGGGGGCCGCGUGGCUGGGGGCCCCUUGGGCAGCGGUCCCCGGGCCUCCCCGGACAACAGCUCCUGUGGGGAGCGCUCCCCACCACCACCACCACCCCCUCCACCCCCUUCGGAUGAGGCCCUGCUGCACUGUGUCCUGGAAGGGAAGCUCCGCGACCGGGAGGCAGAGCUGCAGCAGCUGCGAGACAGUCUGGACGAGAGCGAGGUGACCAUGUGCCAGGUGUACGAGGACCGGCAGCGGCACUGGCAGCGGGAGCGUGAGGCCCAGCGUGAGGAUGGUGCAGCCCAGGCGCAGCGGGCACAGCGGGCACAGCAGCUGCUGCAGCUGCAGGUGUUCCAGCUGCAGCAGGAGAAGCGGCAGCUGCAGGACGACUUUGCACAGCUGCUGCAGGAACGUGAACAGCUGGAGCGGCGCUGCGCCACCUUUGAGCGGGAGCAGCGGGAGCUUGGGCCCAGGCUUGAGGAGACCAAGUGGGAGGUGUGCCAGAAGUCAGGCGAGAUCUCCCUGCUGAAGCAGCAACUGAAGGAGUCUCAGGCAGAGCUGGUGCAGAAGGGCAGUGAGCUGGUGGCCCUUCGUGUGGCCCUGCGAGAGGCACGGGCCGCCCUGCGGGUCAGUGAGGGUUGGGCACGGGGUCUGCAGGAGGCAGCCCGAGCACGGGAGCUGGAGCUGGAGGCCUGUUCCCAGGAACUGCAGCGGCACCGCCAGGAGGCUGAGCAGCUGCGGGAGAAAGCUGGGCAGUUGGACACUGAGGCGGCUGGACUCCGAGAACCUCCUGUGCCACCUGCCACUGCUGACCCAUUCCUCCUGGCAGAGAGUGAUGAGGCCAAGGCACAGCGUGUGGCAGCCGGGUUUGGAGGCAGCCUGCGGGCACAGGUGGAGCGGCUGCGGGCUGAGCUGCAGCAGGAGCGGCGGCGGGGUGAGGAACAGAGGGACAGUUUUGAGGGGGAACGGCUGGCCUGGCAGGCAGAGAAAGAGCAGGUGAUCCGCUACCAGAAGCAGCUGCAGCACAACUAUAUCCAGAUGUACCGGCGGAACCGGCAGCUGGAGCAGGAGCUGCAGCAGCUCAGCCUGGAGCUGGAGGCCCGGGAGCUCGCUGACCUGGGCCUGGCCGAGCCAGCCCCCUGUAUCUGCCUAGAGGAAAUCACUGCCACCGAAAUCUAGGGUCCUUGGUGUCCCAGCUCUGCAGGGAGCUCUACUGAAAGGGAACAGUAGCCUCAGGUCCACUGAGGUCCCCAGAGCCUCUUGUCCCCUGGCAUAUAGGACUCUGGGCCUCUAUCAAGAACCCAGGGCUGUCCUAUGACUUGGAUGAGCAAGAUCAGACGCCUUGGAGGUCCCUGUGUUCACUGUCACCCAGAGGCUCCUACACACUUGACCUGUUUCACUCCCCACCUGUUGCCAGUGCCACUCCGCCAACUCCAUUCACCGCUCACCAGGUCAGCCAGCCAGGGCCUGGGGAGAGGAAGGGGCUGCUCCCCCACUCCGAAGCCGGAGAGAGCCAGGCAGCACCAGCUGCUCCAGAUGUGCCUGCCCCCACCCUGCCUGUGUGGGGGACAGGGCUGGGACUGGGGUCUGACCCCCAGCUUCUAGCUCUGCAGCUUCCCCCCUGGUGGUGAGGGGGCUGUAGUCAGACCAAAGGAAGAACUCAGAAAUGUCUUGUUUAAUGUGACUGGAUGGCCCCUCCCCACAACCUGGUUUAUGGCCUCGCUUUCACUUGUAUAUUUUUUACACUGUAAAUUUGUUGUACAAACCCAAAGAAAAAAAUUAAAAAUUUUUGUUUUGU